AUGCUGUCUCGUCGUUAUUUGUUGGCCAUCUGUAUGGCUUUGUGCUUGUUGAAGAGUACAACAACGACUGAAAUUCCAUCAAGUGGUAGAAUUCAUCGUCGAGCGGUCAAAUUUGGCAAAUCAGAAAAUGUUGAAAAAAGAGAAACAAACAUUAUCAAUCAUCACAAACGUCACGAAUUCCUUCCUCGUUCGUCUUUUCGUCAUAAGAGAGGCAAAGAUAACAGCCAACCUCCUGCAAACAACUUGGCAAACAUGCAAGAAUUCGUGACUGAUCUUAUGCAAAUGAACAAAGAUUGGCAAGAACAAUCGAUGGAAGCUCUCAAAGAAGGCAAGACUCCAAAAGAAUUUUCAUGGGAUGAAUUCAACCAGAAAUAUAAUCAUCCUUUAGACUACGGCAACAAAGAUGAUGAUGGUUCCGACAAUUCAGGCGAUGACCAGCCAAAAUCUUCAGCAAAGACAAGUUCUACCACUUCCUCAGAAUCCAAGAAGCCAACUUCAAAGCCAUCAGAAAGCUCUUCAUCCGAAGAAGAUAAGCCAAAACAAACGCAAAAGCCACCACCUCAGCCCAAACCUGAACCUAAACCAGAACCAAAAGAACAACCGCAACCGAAGCCUGAACCGAAACCUCAGCCUAAGCCUGAGCCCAAACCGCAACCCAAGCCUGAGCCUAAACCCGAGCCAAAGCCACAACCAAAACCAAAACCUCAACAGAAUAAUGAUGACAAUAGCGGCAGUGGCGAUGACAAUGAAGGAAAUCAAGAUUCCCAUGGCAAGAGUGGUAUCGGAGGUGUAGUGGCGCAAUUCGGAUUCGCAGGCAAGACGAUGAAAGGUGACAUGACUUACUUUACACCUGACGUCGGCGCUUGUGGAUGGUCAAACACUGAAUCGGAUUUCAUCGUUGCUGUUUCUGCUGAAUUGUUCCAAAUUUUCGGCAAUGGUAUAAGUAAUGGCAAUCCAGUUUGCGGACACAAGAUUCGAAUUUUCAAGAAUGGCAAGAGUGCCAUUGCAACAAUUUCAGAUGAAUGCCCGCCAUGCACGCAAGGUUCGAUCGAUAUGACACCUGCUUUGUUCAAGUAUUUCGAGGACCCAGAUGUUGGAAGAACUUCUGUCACAUGGCAAUUUAUCUGA
Messenger RNA from Meira miltonrushii, 1128 nucleotides. RefSeq lists its product as uncharacterized. The record is from RefSeq and is a predicted model, not a curated record. NCBI's taxonomy places the organism in Eukaryota, Fungi, Basidiomycota, Exobasidiomycetes, Exobasidiales, Brachybasidiaceae. The transcript has a single exon. The coding region runs from base 1 to 1128 and encodes 375 amino acids.